CCACAAUCCUUCAGUUCAUCUAGGAUAAAUGGCGUCAAAUCGACCAGGAAGACACUGAAUCACUAUGAUUUCAUGUUUUACAUCGUUCGACAGAAAAAUUAGUUGUACAUAAUAGCAUAGAACAUAACACAGAAACUGUAUUUUGAAGCACACAACAGCCAACAUGUCAACAGGAAGUGAAGUGCCCAUUGUUUCUGCGAGGGCCAAUGUAAUGUUAUAUGAUGACCCUACAAAGAAAUGGGUCCCUGCUGGCAACGCCCAACAGCAGGGUUUAUCAAAAGUACAGAUUUACAGACAUACAGGAAACAAUACAUUUCGAGUUGUUGGUAGAAAAAUGGCCAAUCAUGAGGUAGUGAUAAACUGUUCUAUACCAAGGACUUUGAAAUAUAACCAAGCUACACCUACAUUCCAUCAAUGGAGAGAUCAGAGACAAGUUUAUGGAUUAAAUUUUGCAAACAAAGAGGAUGCAGAAAGUUUUGCUCAAGCAAUGAAAUCAGCACUAGAUACAUUACAACAAUUGGCUGCACAACAUGCACCCCCUCCUCCACCACAAGGUCAAGUUCCUCAAUCUUAUAAUGCACCACAGCAUGUUCAUGAAGAACCUGAAAGGCAUCCACCACAUCCAGGUCAUGUGAGACACCCAUCAGGGGGAGCACCACAGUAUAGCCAGCCAGGUCCUCCACAGCCACAGUAUACACAACCUGCUGCUGCUCAGGCUCCUCCUCCAGCUCCAGGGCCACCACCUGGUGCUCCCGAAGCCCCUGCUGCACCCCCUGCUCCCCCAGCACCUCCUGCUCCUCCUGCAGCACCACCUGCACCUCCACCUCCUGGACCAGGAAUACCACCACCCCCAGGACCAGGUGUGCCUCCCCCUCCAGGACCAGGAGUACCACCACCGCCAGCACCACCACCAAUGCCAGGUGCUGGGUCCAGUCCAGCUAAAUCAGGAGGAGGUGGAGGUGGUGGAGGAAUGGGAUCCUUGGCAGAAGCUUUAGCAAAGAAACAUAAUACCCUGAAACAUGUUAAUCCUGAUUCCAAUGAUAAUGCUGCUAGACCCUCAUCGGCUGAACCUGGUAGUAGAGGAUCUAGUUCUAGUACUGGUAGUGGUGGUGGAGGGGGUGGGGACUUCAUGUCAGAACUACAGAAAAAGUUAAAUAGAAAGAAAAAUGAUGUGGAUGGUGUACCACAGCCUGCACCUGAAGUUAAGGAGUCAGCUUCAACAAACAGUCUAGACAGGAGACAACGAGAUAGGUCGUCUGGUCCCCCAACAAACAGGGUGCCUCCAGUAAAUAAUGGAGCAGAUUCUCCUAAAAUCAGAAGCAGUUUAAAACCAUUUGCCUCUCCAUCAUUUAAGAGAAAAGAUUCAUUAAAUCCACCUCCAGAACCAUUAUCAAAUGGACCAACAAAUUCAGCAUUAGACAAUUUAAAAAUAGAAAUUAUGAAUGAAGUACGACAAGAACUACAAAAAGUCAAAAUGGAAAUCAUAAGUGCUAUCAGAGAAGAGCUUUCAGCAGCACAUAGAUGAAAAUCAGAACAAAGACAAAAUUGGGAUCAAAAUCAAUGAAUCAUCAGAUGGUGCUUACAGUGAUUCUGGAUUGACCAGUAUGCUGCUGUGUAAUAUUGUCAUAUGCAAUAGACCUGCUUAGAAUGUCAUCCCAGUGAACAAAGCUCAAUUAACAUGUGAUUAUAAUUUGUAUAGGAUUGCUGGUCAGUGAUUGGAGGAUGAUUUUCUAACUUGGUCCAUUGCCAUAAUUGACUGGUACUAAAAAUGUGUGUUUCAACCAAAGACAGCAGUUACCAGAGCUAUUCCAGUUUUAAUUAUUUUUAUGUACACAGGAGAGUGAGAAAGGGGAAGUAAUCAAGUAUUAUAGAUACAUGAAAUUGCUUUGCUCAUGUUUUAACAAGUAUUAAGAUUAUCUGCAUAUAUCAGAAAGGUUAUAAUCAUGUAAAACAUUUAUUUAAUAUAAUCACUCUCAUAUGAAGUUUUAAGUUUUAAUUCUAAUAAUAUGAAAAGUGCUAUACCAAGGUUUUUUCAGCAUAAUGUUUUUAUCAUUGUUAAACUUAAAAAGAAAUAUUAAUACCAAAAGUUUAAUUAAAUUACAAAACAAGUGAUUGUUUUAAGUUCAAAUAGAAAAAGAAAGAAGUAAAUAUAAAAAUUUCAAGGGUGUCCAGUACCUUUGCCAGUGAAACAAAAAAUCAGCUUUAAGAACAGUUGGGCAAAAGUUUAUUUGUUAAUAUCUAAACUUUCCAUUGAUUUCUUAUUUUAGAACUAUUAUCAUUGCCAUAGUAUUUUUCACAUCUUUUCAUUUAUUUGUCUGAUCAAAGAGGGCAAAUAUAUGAAUUAUGAUAUUUUUCUCACUUUAAUGAUCUCUUUUCCUUCUAUAUAGAUUUUAAAAUCUUACAGUAAGAAUCAAAAUUUUUGUAACAGAUUUAUGUAAAUAUCUCUAUUUAAGUAUAAUAAUCAGCUUAUCACAUAAUAGGUUUUAUAUGGGGAGAUUUGCUUGGUAUUUUGGUAUUUAGUUGUAGAACCUUGAAUAAUUUUUUGUUCAUUUGAUGAUAACUGGGGGGAUAAUUUUUUUUUAGGGGGGGAUAAUAUGUGCAGCGCUGCAGCAAGAGUUUUUCUUGUUUUUGCCAAAAUUAAGAAUACAUAAAGCAUAUCGCAUGUAGUCUUGAAUGCAUAUUUGCUUUUAAAUAUAAUCGUAUUCCAUACAGACCCAACUCGAGAAGUGUAAUUAUAAGGCUUCUAAGAAUAUUUAUCAGAUAUUUUCACAACUAUCAAAUUUAAUCAUUAUGAUCAAAAAGAAAAUUUAUUUUUUUAUUCAUGAAAGCCAAAAUUAUACAUGCAUUACACAAAACAGAGAAUGCUUUGAGUUUUGUUGUUCUUAGGUAUAAACUUGCCAUUCUGCACGUCAUUUAUUUUUCUGUAUCGUUUAUGGUCGAAAUUAGAUAAAAAGUGUAAUUUUAUAUCUAUAAAAUAAGAUUUAUGCCAGAACUUUGCUAUUUCAAGUUGACUAGUGAUGAACUAAUUAAAUAUGUAUUAGGGCUUAAGAGAGGCUGUAUAAGGAAGUUGGGAAAGCACUGUCAUAGAUUUUUACUCUAAAUUCAGAAAUUAUUGUGUGUAUUUAUUAUUGUGAUUGCGACUAAAAUGCGAUUUUAAUUGUUGCAAUAUUCAGAAAAAAACUUUGAUUCAAAGAAAAAAUUUCAAAAUGCGAGUUUUAAAUAUUUUGAUGAUAACCUUGUCGCAUUUUUCGCAAUAAUAAAAACAUCGCAAUAAUUUCUGAAUUUACAGCAGUAUUUUAUAAUGAGUAAUAAUUAGAAAGGCUAGUGAUCAAUUCAAUUGUAUGUUUUUUCUUAAUUCAAUUUUAAGUGUUAAGUGGCCCAUUUUUUGGCUAAGAAAUACAUGUAUCUAUUGAACCUAGACAAUGGCAUGUUAUAUGUUUUGAUAUAAAGGAAAAUCUUAUGAAACCUUAUACAGUAUGUAAGAUGUAAAUGUGUAAUGGGAUAAUAAUCGAGUAUGUAUAACAUUCAAGAAUCUCAUUUGAGGUUGUGAUCGAUAUAUGUGAUAUCAGGAGUUUAUAGCUGGAUUUAUCGAAUACAUGGGAUUAUAAUUAUAAAGAAGUAGCAUGAUUUUAUAUUAUCAGAGAGGAGUUAUUAAUAACCACUCAGUGUAUAAUGAUUUUUUGCUGAAAUGCUUCCAUUAUUGUAUUACUUAUGAAAACGGUAAUGAGAAGGUGUCUUUUUAUAGCCGAGUUGGUCAAAUUUUAUUUAGUGUUUAAAGAUUCCUAUAAGUUCUGUAAUGCUAUAUGAUUAAAUUUAACUAUAACUAUAUUUGAAAUUAAUUGGGAUUCAAUUUAUGAAAAAAAAAUUGAAUAGUUUGACAUGGUUUUUAAGGUACCUCCCCUUGAAUAAUAAUUAAUACAUUUCUUACAAACUGUACUCUGAAGGUCCUUUAGAAAUUGGCAGGAAGUCCAGAAAAUUUUGCUUUUGUCCAUCUUUACUAGAUUAAAAGUUCAGUUAGAAUUAAACCUUUAAAUAUCUAGUAAAAAUAACUUUCAUUCCUUCAAGUCCUAAUACUUAAUGGACAAGUAAACAUACAAAACUUUUGAAAUGACUGCUUACAUGACAAAUGUACUUGUAUGUUGUAACGAAUAUUUCUGUAGAUAAUAGCACUGUACAUAACCCAUAAAAAGCACAUAUAUGUAUAUUACAAAAAUCAUUUUGCCAAACACAUGAUCCAGGACUAUGUAUAUGUAUGUUACUGUAUAGCUUGUUAUUUUUAUUACUAUGAAAGGCCAAGCCUUGUGUUAUUGAUUAUUGUUGUAGAUUUUUUUGUUCCUGGAACCAAAGGUUUGAUAGACCAAAUAUAAAAAAAUCUCUGUUUUUGGUUGAUUUGAAGCAAGAAGGAAUUCACUGGUUCUACAGUGAUCUAGAGAAGUUUUUAUAAAUGAUGCUGCAGAUGGUUCUUAUUUUUAACAUAAAUUGUUAAUUUCAAAAAUUUUAGUUAUGAUUUCAUUAUUGCGAAAAAUUGUAACAGGAUAGUUUUUGCAGAAAACAAAAAUCUCAGUGUUGAUAGCAUAACUUUAAUCACUUCCUUAAAUCUGAAUAAUUUUUAGCUUAGUUGAAUUUUGUCAGAUUAAGUCGGAACCAUAUUUUUGGCAUAAUUAGCAAUAAUUAUGCAUUGAGAACUUUUCAAAAUGUAUGUAAUAAAUUGUGGUCAUUAUAGAAACACUAAAAUAAUGUUGUAUAGGCAAUGUCCAGUCAUUAGAAAUAAUUUAUCAGUAUUUAUCAUGCAUAAACAGUAUUAAAAAGAGUGUUUUUUUUAACCUUGCAUUGUAUUUCAGUCAAAACCAUGUAUUGAACUUUGAGUAUUGUUUACAUUUUUUUUGGAGUGAAGCAAUAUAAUAUAUAAUGAUCAAUUAACUGACCAAUCUGCUUUCUCUUGUUUAUAUUUUUAUAAAAUAGAUAAGAUUUUUGUUUUGUACAUUACGAACAAUAUCCAGUAGUUGCAUACUCAUUUUUCAUUUGUGAUACAUGAAUUAGGAAAUGAAAUUUGCUUUAAUAUUGUAUUGAAUUUAUUUCAUAAAUAAUUAAUCAUGACAGUAAUUUUUCACUACUUAAAAUCAUUAUUUGCUGCUUCUUUGAUUAUUUAAUAUCAUUUUGUGAUUUGAUGUGAAUAUGAGAAACAUUCCUUUAACAACAGUUAUUGUCUCCUCUUGGUAGUUCUUACGACUUAACUAACUUGGUUUAGGAAAAAUGGCUGGCUUUAACUUAUUAUUUUACAGUGGUGACUAGGGGAGAUGAUUUGAAUUUAAGUAUUUGUGAUCUCCCUUUUGUAAAUUGGCUUUGGAGAUGAUGAUUGGUUGGUUUAUGUUUCUCAUUAGGUCAUUAGGUCAAAUAUGGCAGCCAUGUAUCGAGCAAUUGAUAUUUAUUCACCAUUUAAACUAAGAUUGUAGAAAUUUAUACACUUAAAUCACAACGAUUGUAGAAAUUUAUACAGUAAAAUCACAAAACUUACAUUCUAGGGUCUAUGACAAAGAGAGAAAGUUUUUGUAGAUGAUUUUUUUUUGCAUAUUUGAUCAUUAAACUAGAUUUUUCAAGACAUUUUAGCAAUAUUUGUAAAUUAACCAUUGUGUUCAAAAUUGUAUUGAUUAUAAACAAGUGCAUAGCUUUCUGAGGCUGUAAUGGUAAAAAGAUUUUGCUCGUUUUAGUUUAUUUGGUUUGACAGUGCCUGUGGACAUUUCUACCUCUGUAAAAUGAUUCUCAUUUCAAAAUCGGUAAUUGAAAAGAUUGAUUCUGCUAUAAAUAGACUGAUAUUGAAUCAUAUGUGAAAUGAACAGGUGAAAAAUAAAUAUAAUUUGAGAAUUGUAGAAUGAACAAAUCUGUAGGGGGCAGGGCAGAAGAUCUUUGUUGGCAUCCUAGUGCCAUAUUGUACAGUUGAACAUAUAGUGUAAUCUAUUUAUCAUCUACAAAAUAAACUAUGCUUUUAUA
Messenger RNA from Mytilus trossulus (common blue mussel), 5988 nucleotides. RefSeq names its product vasodilator-stimulated phosphoprotein-like. Gene Ontology annotation, biological process: intracellular transport. NCBI's taxonomy places the organism in Eukaryota, Metazoa, Mollusca, Bivalvia, Mytilida, Mytilidae. Gene Ontology annotation, molecular function: SH3 domain binding. Bases 164 to 1525 code for a protein of 453 amino acids. The transcript has 11 exons. The record is from RefSeq and is a predicted model, not a curated record.